UGUGAGGUGUGGCGCGAACGCCGGUCACGUGCCACCACUGCGGAAGGAGCCGGAGGGGCGGGUUAGUAGGGGGCGGGGAGACCGGGUCACGAGUGGCCGGAAGUUGCGCCUCUGCGGAUAAUCUGAGAUGGGGACCACUCUGGACAUCAAGAUUAAAAGAGCGAAUAAAGUGUAUCACGCCGGGGAAAUGCUCUCUGGUGUGGUGGUCAUCUCUAGCAAGGACCCAGUCCAGCACCAGGGAGUCUCUUUGACAAUGGAAGGGACUGUAAACCUCCAGCUCAGUGCCAAAAGUGUGGGUGUGUUCGAAGCCUUUUACAACUCUGUGAAGCCGAUCCAGAUUAUCAACAGCACCAUAGACGUGCUGAAGCCAGGCAAGAUUCCCAGCGGCAGGACUGAGGUUCCCUUUGAGUUCCCGCUGCUUGUGAAGGGCAGCAAGGUCCUGUACGAGACCUACCACGGCGUGUUUGUCAACAUUCAGUACACACUGCGCUGUGACAUGCGGCGGUCCCUGUUGGCCAAAGACCUGACCAAGACCUGUGAAUUCAUCGUUCACUCUGCUCCUCAGAAGGGGAAGUUGACCCCAAGUCCCGUUGACUUCACGAUCACCCCAGAAACCUUGCAGAACGUCAAAGAGAGAGCUUCACUUCCCAAAUUCUUCAUUAGAGGACAUCUGAACUCCACAAACUGUGCUAUCACGCAGCCCCUGACAGGAGAGCUGGUGGUGGAACACUCGGAUGCUGCUAUCCGGAGCAUAGAGCUUCAGUUGGUCCGGGUGGAGACCUGUGGGUGUGCAGAAGGCUAUGCACGAGAUGCCACAGAGAUUCAGAAUAUUCAAAUUGCUGAUGGAGACAUUUGUAGGAACCUUUCUGUUCCCCUAUACAUGGUAUUCCCCAGACUGUUCACCUGUCCAACACUGGAGACCACCAACUUCAAAGUGGAGUUUGAGGUUAAUGUGGUGGUCCUUCUUCACGCUGACCACCUCAUCACUGAGAACUUCCCGCUGAAGCUCUGUCGGACAUAGGCUGGCUGCAGGAAGAGGACGGCCAGAAUGGCCAUGUGGACAUUGACCCAGUUAUCUGCUCCCACGGGACGUCACGCAGGCCACCUGCCUACAGGCAUCACAUCAGCAGCAUACGUCUUCAUGAUAGCUUCUCAUGGCCUCAGAGCUUGUUUCCUGCAGGUGCCUUGCCUCAGCCCUUACGUCUGGAAUGCAACAGGAUUUCCUCAUGUGUGUUGCAAGAUCACAGAAACAUUCCUGAUAGCUCCAGAUGUGCCUGUUUCUUCUUAAGUUCAUUAAGCAGCAUGUCUGCACUUUAAGAUUUGCUGCCUAGCGAGACCAUGGAGGUAGAAGGGAACCCCUUUCCAUCUUUCCCAGACUCCUCACAGCAAAGAGUCAGCAGCCAGCAAGCUCUUUGAUUGAGUCUGUGAUACCCUCCAAGGAGAGCCAGUGACUUCAUCUGGAAAUAUGGAACUUUUCCCUUCUUGACAUCUUGAUAAUGUUUCACUAGAACUUUUAAAUUUUUUAGGUCACUGGAAAUAAAAACCGACAAAUAGUCCUUGUUCUCACAGAGUAAGAAUGGUGAACAGUGGCUGUUGCUGGAGUGCUUUGAGUGUGUGGUCCUGGCGCACGUAGUUAAUGCUGCCAUAUUCCCAGGAUGUAUUGAAAGGCGUGCUUGCAUAAGGGGAGGAAUGCAUAUUGGCUGCUGAUUCGUAGGUGUGUUCUGAGUGCCAGGACAGCACACUGAGGAAGGAUGAUAGUCUCCGCCUGUCCCUGACUCCCUGGGGCUCCGCCCGCUUCCCGCUAGCCUACUGUAACUCAUACUGUAUGGAGAGUGUGUUGCAGGCCUUUCUGUCCUCCAGUCUCACUGUUGUUCUGCUGGUCCAGAGGUAAUGGGCACACUGCACACCAGCUGGCCCCCUUCACAGGUUCCUGGGGGCAGGCCUAGGCAAAGCAGGCCCCGACCGGCAGCCUCCUGGCCAUGCUCCCACUGUUCUUAACAGCUGAGGGGAACUGGGGCCUCACCAGGGAAACUGAGAAGACUUAGCUGAGUCAUCUGACAGUGGGUUCCCAGAGAAUGUAUUUAUAUUUAAACACUCUAGUACCCAAAAAUGUGGGCUAUAAUUUCUAAUGAGUCUGUAAGGAAAAGUCAACUUUGAUUACAUAUUUUUUUUAAUGAAUAAAGAAAGCUAAACAAUUUUUUUAAAUGGUU
This is a messenger RNA of Apodemus sylvaticus (European woodmouse), 2210 nucleotides long. It is a transcript of the gene Vps26c, whose product is annotated as VPS26 endosomal protein sorting factor C. The transcript has 8 exons. Gene Ontology annotation, cellular component: endosome. NCBI's taxonomy places the organism in Eukaryota, Metazoa, Chordata, Mammalia, Rodentia, Muridae. Gene Ontology annotation, biological process: intracellular protein transport. The record is from RefSeq and is a predicted model, not a curated record. The coding region runs from base 128 to 1021 and encodes 297 amino acids.